This is a messenger RNA of Xenopus laevis (African clawed frog), 4287 nucleotides long. RefSeq names its product vomeronasal type-2 receptor 26. The transcript has 34 exons. Lineage: Eukaryota; Metazoa; Chordata; Amphibia; Anura; Pipidae. The coding region runs from base 1 to 4287 and encodes 1428 amino acids. The record is from RefSeq and is a predicted model, not a curated record.
AUGGACUGCACAUGUCGCUGUGGUGAUGUCAUAAUGGACUGCACAUGUGACUGUCAUGAUGUCAUAAUGGACGCAGUCAAGAAACACUGCAAUGGAACACCCAAAGAAGACGUUUUGAAUCAUGUUGAGAUCAUUGACAUACUCGCUUUGCCAGAACCAGAGGACAAAGAAAUCUGCCUGAAGGAAUUAGAUCUAAAACCUGAGAAGGGCAUUGAAGAGGACAAUGGCAGAAAAGAGCCUCCUGAAGAAACAUCUGAGGAUGAACAACUAAGUGAGCAGGGAGAAACACCCAACAACCCUUCCUGCCACUUCCAAGAAAACAGCAGUGAAGAGCCUGCUGAAGAAACUUCUGAGGAAGAACAACUAAGUGAGCAGGGAGAAACAUCAAGCAACACCACCUGCCACUUGCAAGAAAACAGCAGUGAAGAGCCUGCUGAAGAAACAUCAAAGGAUGAACAACUAAGUGAGCAGGAUGAAACAUCCAUCAACCCUUCCUGCCACUUACAAGACAACAGCAGUGAAGAGCCUGCUGAAGAAACUUCUGAGGAAGAACAAAUAAGUGAGCAGGAAGAAACAUCCAGUAACACCACCUGCCACUUCCAAGAAAACAGCAGUGAAGGGCCUGCUGAAAAAACAUCGAAGGAUGAACAACUAAGUGAGCAGGAUGAAACAUCCAAAAACCCUUCCUGCCACUUCCAAGCCAACAGCAGUGAAGAGCCUGCUGAAGAAACUUCUGAGGAAGAACAACUAAGUGAGCAGGGAGAAACAUCAAACAACACCACCUGCCACUUCCAAAAUUUUAAAGAUGAAAAGCAGCAGAAGAAAAGCUCUGAAACAUCUCGCUGUUCAAAUAGGCAGGCACAACCUGCAGCUAUUAAGAAGGAGGAUGAUAAAGAUCAGUUGGCAAAGAAAUACCCGGAGCCUUACCGAUAUGUCAUACUGGAGAAGGCUAUGAGAGAGGGCAACUUUGCCUCUAUUUGCAAGGGAUGGCUUAUCAGAGAACAUCAAGAGAUUGCCAUCAAGAUAAUAAAGAAGGUGGAGAAUAAAGAAGACAUCGAGAAAGAAAUUAACAUCCUUGAAAAGGUUUCUGGCCACCACAAUAUUGUAACCUUCUAUGGGGCAUUUUAUGCAAAGCCCACUGGACUCUGGAUUGUUACCGAGCUAUUUAAGGGUGGAUCGGUUAAAUAUCUGAUGCGCACCAAUAGAAACCACUCUUUAGGAGAAAGGUGGAUCUCAUACAUCUGCAAGGAGGUGCUACAGGGCCUGUGUCAUCUAAGAAAACAAAAAAUCAUCCAUCAUGAACUGACGCCCAACAAUAUAAUAUUAACAGCUGAUGCAGAUGUAAAAAUAGCUAAUUUUAGCCUUGCCACGAUGGGUAAAAAAAGUAACAGCCCUGCCGGAACAACUGAAUACAUGGCACCAGAAGUUCUUGCCUGUAAUUAUAAGAAUGGGGCUGAAUAUGACGAUAAGGCUGACGUGUGGUCCUUGGGCAUCACAGCCAUCAAAAUGGCAGAAGGAUAUCUUCCAUACAGUCAACUACCCAUCAAAAAGCUCAUCAAAGAAGUCAUCUAUGGUCCUCCUCCAGCAUUGACAAGGGACGGAUGGAGUGAUAACUUCUACUUCUUUAUUGAUGAGUGCUUGCAAAAACAACCAGCAAGAAGACCUAAUGCAAGGCAGCUACUUAAUCACCCAUUUAUUACAAACAUCAGGGCUUUCUUCCCUAUUCCUGGUGUUCAAGGGAACAGCACCUUGGAAUCAAACAAGACUUGUGUACUGAACAGCACAUUAUUAGAAAGCUCUGCCAGAGACGGUGACAUUGUUCUGGGUGCAGUUAUGCCAUUGUUUAACUCUCCCUUUCCAAAUAAAAAUACCUUUAGACAAAAACCUAUUCCGAACACCUGCUAUGGAAUGUCUCUUCGAUACUACAGACAUAUCCUUGCUGUGUUUUAUGCUGUUAAUGAAAUUAAUGAAAAUCCCAAACUUCUACCCAACAUUACCUUGGGGUAUGAGAUAUAUGAUUCCUGUUCCUAUGAAACUAAAUCGGUGGAAGGAACAUUUAAAUUAAUCUCACGGAAACAGAAUGCUAUUCCAAGUUACCAAUGUAGUGCCAAAGGUCUCAUCGCUGGGGUCAUUGGUGAUAUUUCAUCAUCUGCAACCUAUGACAUGGCACAGCUUACAGGGGUUUACAUGUACCCACAAAUAAGUUAUGGAGCGCAAGAUCCGGUUUUAGACGACAAAUUAUUAUUUCCAUCCUUUUUUCGAAUGCUACCUAACGAUAAGACUCAGUAUGAGGCUUUUGUACAACUGUGUCUUCAGUUUGGCUGGACGUGGGUUGGUCUUGUUGCAACGGAUGAUGAACGCAAUGUGCAGAGCUGUGAGGAAAUCAGAACGGAGCUUAUAAAAAAUGGAAUCUGCGUUGCUUACUUUGAGAUUAUUACUUUGACACUUUUAAGCACCUACACAAGGGUUAUUAAUACCAUGAUACAGUCAACUGCCAAUGUAGUUAUUGUUUAUUGUAGCUCUGUCAAUUUCUUUCAGUUUAUUUACUCUGUACAGCUCUUUAGGAUGCCUGGGAAAGUCUUCAUUAUACCAACGGUAGUUUCAGUGGCUUCUGACUCUAUAUUCAGUUCCUUCUUGAGUAUAUUAAAUGGUUCACUCCUGUUUUCAAUACAUAAAGGAGAGAUUCCAGGACUGAAAGACUUCCUUCACAGUGUCAGUCCAUAUACACUUCCCAAUGAUUAUUUCACUGCAGCAACAUGGAACUACGCAUUGUGGUGUUUGCCUGCAAAUGCUACAGAAUUUAGGAAAAAAUUUGGUCUGGCACGUAACUGUACUGGGAAAGAGACUCUAAAAAUAUUUGAUUUAGCUUAUGAUGUCGACUCCUUCAGAAUAACCUACGCUGCCUAUAGAGCUGUAUAUGCCUUUGCUACUGCACUACAUGACAUGUUUUCCUCCAUGCAUAAUAAAUCUGUGUUUAUGGCAAAUCUGAAAGAGACUUUCCAUCCUUCAAUGCUGAACAAAUACCUGAGAAACAUCCAUUUUCAAACAAAAUCUGGUGAGGAAUUUUACUUUGUGAAUGGAAGUCCUGCAGGACAAUACGAUAUUAUAAACUGGGUCAUUGCUCCCAAUGAGUCUAUUAUCACUACUCAGGUUGGCAGCUUUCUCUGUUCUGCACCCAAAGGGCAACAGCUUAUUAUCAACAAAAACAAGAUUGUAUGGAAUCCAACAUUUAACCAGAUGCCACGGUCCGUGUGCAGCGAGAGUUGCCCCCCUGGGUACAGGAAAGCUGCUCGGAAAUCAGCUCCCAUCUGUUGCUAUGACUGUGUCAGCUGCUCAGAAGGGGAGAUAUCCAACAGCACUGAUAUGGAAAACUGCAUCAAGUGCGUUGAAGAUCAAUGGUCUAAUGAAAACAGAACUAUUUGCAUCUCCAAAACCAUAGAUUUCCUUUCAUAUGAGGAUGCUCUGGGCAUAGCUUGGUCAGUCAUUGCUAUUUGCCUGUCUGUUGUCCCACUGGGAGUGCUGGGGAUUUUCCUGAAACACAGUGAGACGGCCAUAGUAAAAGCCAAUAACAGGGAAUUAAGUUACAUUUUGCUUCUUUCUCUCUCAAUGUGCUCCCUGUGCUCCUUGUUAUUUAUCGGACGUCCAGAGGCCACGACAUGCUUCUUCCGACAAGCAGCCUUCGGAAUUAUUUUUGCAAUUGCUGUUUCAUCAAUACUGUCUAAAACCAUUACUGUUGUUAUUGCAUUCAAUACUACCAAACCUGGGAGCCAUGCAAGAAAAUGGGUAGGAUCCAGAGUAUCCACUUAUCUGGUGAGCCUGGGGGCAGUUGGAGAAGCAGUGAUCUGCCUUUUAUGGUUUCUCUGCUCACCGCCAUUUCCAGACUAUGAUACAAGUGAGAAUUAUGAGAAAAUGACUCUUAAGUGUAACGAGGGGUCAGAAAUUGCUUUCUACUUCAUGAUGGGAUAUGUUGGACUUUUGGCUGCUUUAAGCUUUGUCGUGGCAUUUCUAGCAAGGAAAUUGCCUGACAGUUUCAAUGAAGCGACAUAUAUAACUUUCAGUAUGUUGGUUUUCUUCAGUGUAUGGGUUUCUUUUAUUCCUGCAUAUCUGAGCACCAAAGGGAAAUACACGGUGGCUGUUGAAAUAUUUGCCAUCCUGGCUUCUACCGCUGGCCUUGUAGGUUGCAUUUUUGCACCUAAAUGCUACAUUAUAGUGAUCAGGCCAGAUCUAAACACCAGAGAACAUCUGAUUGGUAAAAAGGUCAGCCGAUAUAUUAUUGAGCCAGCCUAA